Messenger RNA from Pieris brassicae (large cabbage white), 1296 nucleotides. Its product is annotated as collagen alpha-1(XI) chain-like. The record is from RefSeq and is a predicted model, not a curated record. The coding region runs from base 105 to 1268 and encodes 387 amino acids. The transcript has 11 exons. Lineage: Eukaryota; Metazoa; Arthropoda; Insecta; Lepidoptera; Pieridae.
AACAUGAACAGGAUAAUGACGAAUUUAAAUAUAUUGUGUUAUUUUUAACCAUAUCUGGGACAGUUUAUAUAUCUACUUUAGAAUAAAAUUGUGGAUGUUUGAAAAUGGUGAAUGUUCGGUCAUUUGUGGUUUUAGUGUAUAGUUUACAAUUUAUAAAUAUUAUGGCAGCGGAAUCCAGCACUGUAUCCACUUCAAGUCAAGAGGCUCAAAUACCCGAUGAGUCUCAACCUCAAAAAAUAUCAGCUGAACUAGGAGAAUGCGGUUUACGAAUAACAGGACCCGGUUUAAAAUGGGAGAAAGUUGAUGAUUGCUCCACAGCGUACGCCGAUCCAACAGGUAAACCAGGGGGCCAGGGAAGCCAAGGGUUAAAGGGAAAACAAAGCAUACAAGGACCACCAGGACUAAAAGGAGAGCCAGGUUUAAGUGGAGUUUUAGGGGUCCAAGGACCACGUGGGUUAGAAGGAGAGAAAGGUGACGAAGGACCCAUAGGUGAAGACGGUAGUGAGGGAGAAAAGGGUGAUCGAGGUUAUACAGGAUUUAAAGGAGUGAAGGGUGAUCAGGGUGCCUCAAUUCCUGGCCUUCAGGGGCCUCCCGGUUCCCCAGGCCCUUACAAUUUCUACAGCCAUCUUUCGCAUGUCGAAUCACCGAAGAACGACGUUGGAAAUGAUGUACCAGAAUCUGAAGCGCGCAACCGGUUUCCAGGUGACCAGAAAAAUCCAGUGAAAUCGUGCGCAAACAUUGAGGCUGAUGGUAUUACUGAUGCAGAAUACUAUGUGAACCCCGAAAGCAAGUUUAGUGUGGAAUGUAAUUUUAUUAAACAAAGCGCGUGCCUAAAUCUAAAGAACAACGAGGAGCCUAAACUGUGUGACAGGAAGCCAUGUUGGCUGUUUAAGUCUGGGUUCGAUAUUGUGAAUUUUUAUAAUGAUCAACUACAAAAUGUAAAAUAUCUAAGCACCUUAAAAGGAUUGACGCAUUCCGUUCACAAGAUUUCGAUUUUUUGCAAAUAUCUGAGAUUGAGUGAAAAAUCCAAUUUGCAAAUACAAUUAUAUCACAUGCUGUUAAUUGGACCUGAAGCGACGAAUGAGACGCCAUUGUAUUAUAAAGUUAAUAGUGAUGAUUGCACUUCAGAGAAUCACGAGGGAUAUGCUGAAAUAGAAAUAACAAUAAACGGUCCAUUCCUACCAAUCACGGACUUUUAUAUCAAAGAUUUUAAUAAAGAAUCUAAACUUAUAUUUGAGAGCAAUGAAGUCUGUUUUUAUUACAAAUAAACUUACAAUAAAUGUGUUAAUUGUGUGA